AUGAAAAUAUUAUUCUGGUUAAUCUCAAGGUGUUAUUUGUGGUUACCUCGUAAAAUUCAGAAGUCUGUAUAAAAAUCUUUAUUGUUACAACAGGGAAUUGAUUAGACACAAAAAGUAAAAUUUCAAACUUAAAUUAGAUUGAAUUCUCGAAUGGAGAAGUGCAAAAGAUCACCAAUUUUGAAAUUGCAACCAAUAAUAUCAAAUUAAUUAGUGUAUGGAAAUGUCUUAUUAGUUUAGAUUAAAACUCUUAUAGUGAUAUUUAUAGAAAAAAUUAUUAGCGUUGAGAAUAUUAUAAUACUUGGAAUUCUGAUUAUCGCACUUUCUGGGUAAACCUAUACUCAUGAUCAAAACGAAGAAAUCAUCGUAUAUUACACUCUUUUUUGCUAUCUCUUUAAACUGUUAUUAUCUCUAAUGAACACAUCAAUAAUUGCAUUUUAACGAAAGACAUAAUAAAAUACAAUUAAUUCUUAGCAAUGCACCAUCAUAGCCAAAUUUCCAGAUGUUUCAUCAAAGCAACUCUCCAAUUUAAAUAUUGAGUAAAUUAAAUAAUUAUCAUUUAAUAGGUUGCAUUCAUAUGAAAAAAUUACUUGGAGUUAAUUAAAGGUUGGCCACAUUAUUUGUUUACAACAGAAUGAACAGAGCCCUGCUGAUCUAUUGAUCCUUGAUUCCAGUAAAGAGUAGGUUUUAAUAAACUUUGAUCAAAGAACUCCCUGUUCUUGCACUUUUGUUAGUUUAAAUUAGACUAUUAAGGGAAAUAUUUUAGACUUCAAAACUAAGUUAAGUGGAACUAUUUAAUUCACUGUAACUGAUCUUACAAUACAGGGGACCAUCAAGUUGAAAAAUGACCCAAAAUUAACACCAUUUACGAAAAAGAAUAUGAUUUAAAGAGGAGAAAGAUUGAAUUCAGUUGAUUGGAUAUUUGGAAUGGUCAUUAGAGUGGGGAAUGAUUGCAUAGCAUAAUCCAAUUUUUAUAAUGAGAAUUUUAAACCCUCCAGUUGGAUACAUAAAGUAUAUUAGAAGGUAAUACUCAUUUUAAUCGUUUUGUUUUUAAUUUUGCUGGUUCCAAACAUAAUUUUUUAUUCCUUCUAGUCUUAUGAGAAGUAUUUCUAUAGUAGUAUAUGUUAUUCUUUAUUGAUCAUACCUUAAAAUUUGUUGUGGUUAAAUUAAUUUUGGCUUUUAAUUAAUAUGGUAAAAAAUAAUAACAUUUUUAAUAAAUACAAGAAUGCAUAAAAUGUCCAGUAAAAUUCAAUGAAUAGAUUAUUAAGUGAAAUAAAUGAAAAUCAAGUAGUCAUCAUUUCUGAAAACGAGAAAAAGGUCUUACUACCCAUACAAAAGCAAUUUAAGAUAAAUCUUCUACCCAUCUAAUAAACAGAGAUAUAACUGUUGAAAAAGAAGAAGGACAAUUUCAAAGGAUUUUUAACUUUGUCAAAGAUAAAUAUCCUUGAUAUGAUUAAAGGUGACAUGAUUUUGCUAGACAACCCUUAAGAAAUAUUUAAAAAUAAACCAUAAAUUAUGUAGAUCAUUACAAAGGAUUAAAAAUAAUAUCUUUUUAAUUAUUAAAAACUAUAAGAAUUGGUCAAGAAAGCAUCUCCUACCUUAAAAACAAAUUAUGAAAAAUUAUUAAUAGAUACAAAUAGACAACAGACUAAUGAUGAAUAAAAAACAUAAGAUCUAGAAGUAUUACUGGCAGAGAAGAAAGUUCCAAAUUUAAGAAAUUCAAAUGAAGGUCUCUAUUAAAUCAAAAAAUUGCAAUUGGCAUCAAGAGAAGAACUUGUUAAUAAAACAUUAUUAGGCACAUAAAAGCAAUAGUUGCCUAAAAAGAAAAGUACACGAUAUAUCUUUGAUUAAUCUUUUGCUAAGAAGUCACUUGAUAGAGUGGACUCAAUGAAAGACCUUAGUAAAUUGAAUAAUAGCACACCAAGCUCUUUAUAAAAAUAAAGAAGUUAGUUUUUUGGUAAGGGAGGCACACUCAUAAAAUAAUACAAUAAUAAUUCUUCUCUUUAAGUCUCACCAACAAAAUAAAAUGAAGAUUAAGGAGCAGAUAGAUUGAUAGGAGAUUAUUAUAAUGAAUAAGAUUUUAUUGAUUGCCUUUAUAAAAAGGAUGACACUCUCCACAAUGAAAUUUUAUUGAUGAUUCUAAUUACCAAUAAUAUAUUAAGUGUUUUUGAUGACCAAACUAGGGAACUAUAAUUUAAUUUUGGCAAUAAGUUCGAUGAAUCCCUGUUAGAAUUUACAAAAGUCUUUAAUUAUUAAUUAUUAUGCAGCACUGAAAUCGAGAACUCCAGAUUGGAUUAUAAAUUAAAAAGUUAUAUCAAAAAGGUGAUCUCUAUAGAAAAUUAAGUGAAGGUCUUUGAAGUCUUGGCCUUUUUGGAGCCUACCGAAAAAAGAAAGAAUACACUUUCUGUUUUGGUGAGAGAUCCCGAAUCAUUUUUGUUGGAAGAAGGCUCAAUACUAUACACAAGAAUUUAAACCACUGAAUUGAAAAACGUAUUUAAAGGAAAAAAUGAUCCUCAUAACAAAUAGCCAGAAUAUUAUAGUUACUAUAAUGAACAAUUGUAGGAAUUGUUAUGGGAUGGACAAUCAACUUUUGUGUACAGUAAGAGAUAGUUGAGCCAAGAUUAGACUCAAGAGUUUUUGUAAAAAUUGUCCUAAUUGCAUGAUGCUUAUGGGAAUAGAUCCUAAGAAAUAGAAAUUGAGUACUAGAAAUUGGAAUAAUAAAAUGAAAUACUAUUUUGUAUAGGUAUUAGAUCAGGGAAUCAUCACAACACCUCUCAAAUUUCAUAGAAUGAAUUUUAAAUGGACGCUCUAAAGGAGGAGAAGUUAUUCUAAACACUUCAGAUGUAGAACAUUAAAAUUUGUUUAACUACAUCAGAGUCAUAUGAUGAAUUGAUUAUUUUUCUUAGAUCACAUUAAGUGGUUUAAAAAGAAUAAAUAGUUCAUUUUUAUGAGAGAGAUGUGCAGUAAUUAUAAUACAGAUUUAGAUAACAUAUUUAAUAUAUGUUAGAAGAAUAAGAUAUAAUGGGGAGUGAUGUUUAACAACACUUAGAGAAAUAUAUCAUAAUCAGUAAAGAAUCUUUCAAAAUAAUAUUGUAAGAUGAUUAUCUCAAAUAUCAUUUUGUAUUCAUGACCGAAUUUGCAAGUGGCUUAGGUGCUUAUCAAUUUACUGGUAAAUGUAAUGGGUAAUUAGUUAAAUUGCUCAAAUUGAACAAAAAAAAAGUAAUCUCUAUUGGAAAUUCAUUGCAAAAUAAUUAUUUAUUUAACAAAUCAGACAUUAGUUUUACUUUGACAUAAAAUAACCCAUUCUUUUGCAUUACUUAACCAAAUUUUGUAGUUAGAAAUAUUAAACAAGUAUUUUAACUGUUUUACUUUUAUUGCACUCAAUAUUUAUAGAAUUACAUUUCCUUUUUAGAAAUUCAAGUCUACAGAAGUACUUUAAUAGGAUUAUCAGUUUUUGGCAUCAACCUAUAUUAAAGCGAUAUAAAUCUAUUUAAUUUGAUGAUAUUUUUCCUUGUUCCCAGCAAUAUAUCCACUUUCAUAUUUUAAUCGUAUUUGCUCAUCAAUUAAGUAGAUUACGAUUAGAAAUACUUUAAUAGUUUGACAAAAAGAUUGACGAUUCUAAAAACAGAAAGCAUUGUAAAAUAGUUAAUUAAAAUCAUAAUAAUUGCAAUAUUUGAUUCUGCUUUAUUGAUUAUAGUAGAAAAGGCACUUCUGCAUUUAACUUAUGGAGAUGGAAAGAUCAACUAAACAAAUUAAAUAGUUUUAUUGUAUACAGGAAUUGAGGUUUUAGAGAAAAGUAAAUUAUUAUUUAUUGUUUUUGAUGCAUUCAAUGAUAUAUUAUAUAAGAUAAAACAACUACUCAUUAUUAUCUCUUUAACCUUUAUAUUGUCAAUAUGUUAUUUGAUAGUCUAAUCAAUUGAAGACAAUUAAGAAAUUUCAUUACAAUUCAACAACCCAGGGUUAUAAGUGUUUAUAUUUAUGGCAGCAUUUUUAGUUGGCUUAUCUUUUGUACUCAAAUUAAUGCUGCAAAUCAUUAAUGUGGAUUUUUCAUUUCCUAUUGAUAACUCCUAAUUAGAAAUUCAUAUGAAAGAGAUCAAUAAUAUUAAAUAGAAUCUUAACUCGGACACAAAUGAGAAGGGAUACUUCCAAAAUAUAAAGAAGAUGAUAGAAACCUUGUUUGAGAAUAAAGACAUAGUUGAUGAAUAAAUAACCAAAUUCAUUAAAGUAGAUCAGACUACAAUAGAUUACAUGGAUAAAAAUCAUGGAUUUUAUGAUAGGAGAACUGAAAAUGACUUUAUGGAUUUCUUUAGAUAGUAGAAUUGGUAGAAGUAUAGUUUGUCCUAUGUAUUUGUAUUCUAUGAAGGCACAAUAUUUAUUUCCCAUCUCUAUGAAAUUAUGAUGAAUGACUUUUCAACAUCGAUCCUAAUAGUAAUCAUCAUCUAGUUAAUGUUGUAAUUGCUUAUAGUGAUAUUCUAAUUCAAAUUCAUAAAUAACAAGACUUCGCAAUAGUACUUGUAAAUAGUAUCAUUUGGAUUGCGGUUCAUCUUUAAGAUCCUAAUAGAUCUACUCUAUUUAGAUGAGAGAAAGGAGUUCACUGCUUUUCUAUAUCAUACCUUAUUUAGCCUAUCUUUUGCCCUCACAACUCAGCCAAAAAUCAAUAUUUACCUAUACGCUGCCUUGCAAUUGCUUAUGUAUCUAUUUGAAUUGGUGUUGGAUGGAUUCAGCAUUAAAUAUGAUAACAUUAACGAAGCCAUAUUUUGUUCCUUUAAAUACUUCUUCAUAAUAAUAGCAAUCUCAUACCCCAUUUUUAAUUAUAUACAAAAAAUACAGUUCCUAUAAAGAUCUUCGUAUGUCUACCAAAAUAGAUUGAGUAAGGAAUAGAAAAAAAUUAAUAGAGUGUUGGGUUUGUUAAUGCCUCGAUUCAUACAAGAGAGGAUGAAUAAAGGCCAAAUUUAAAUAUCGUAAGAUUAAGGAGAUGUAAGUGUGUUAUUUUGCGACAUUUAUCAGUUCGAUAAGGUAAUCAAGGAUUAAUAGGAGAAAAUAAUAGAAUUUUUAGAUACCCUCUAUAGAGCCUUCGAUCAAUUGUGUUAAAAUUACGACUUAUAGAAAAUUGAGACUGUUGGGAAAACAUACAUGGCAGCAGGAGGACUCAAGGAUUACGAUGUUGUGAUAAGUAAAUUAAAAUUCGAUCAUUUUAGAUUAAAAGAAUGCCAACAGCACAUCAAGAGCACUUGAAACUGCAAUAUAAAUGAUGGAGACUGUGAAAACUAUGAAAUAUGGGGAUAAUUAGGAUGUGCAGUUAAAAAUAGGAAUUCAUUUUGGGAGAGUGAUAGCUGGAGUUAUUGGUGUUCACAAACCUUAGUUCUCGUUGAUAGGAGAUACAGUUAAUACAACAAGCAGAGUAUGUAGCACAGGUGAAGCUGGAUUUAUUACUUUAAGUGAGGCUGCAUAUUUGCAUGUGAAAGACAAUACUAAAUAUUAAUUUGAGAAGAAAUCAGUUGCUGCUAAAGGUAAAGGGAUGAUUGAAACAUAUAAAUUGAUUUUAUAAUAAAAAGAAUCAACACGAAUAUUGACUCCCAAAGUAUCGACAUCCGAAUAUCAGGAUAAGAAUUCAAUUUAAUCGAAAGAACCUAGGAAGAUAAUGAAUUUUAAAUCAUCCACAGACAAAAAGAAUAUCUUUAAAAGACCGUCAGUUCAACCUGCCUAAAUCGGAGCCUUGAAUCUCAAUGAUCAUGCCAAAUCCCCCAAAGUUGUCAUUAGAUAGCUACAUAGAGAAACCCAAUCUUCCAUAAUGCCAAAUAUGAUUUUGAAAAAAAAACCAUCAAUAGAAAACGAUUUAGAAAGCAAACGAUUAAAUUCCAUCAAAUCUAAAUCAUUUAAUUAAGUACCAUAAUUUUACUAAUUUUAAGAAUGAUGAUGUGAAAGAUAACAACCAUAAUAGUAAUGCAAAGACACCUGGAUUUCAAAAAAAUUGGAUUUAAAAACGGCAAAGUGCUGUUGAAGAAAAAUUACCGAAUUUUUUAGCAUAACCCAAUAAUCAAUAGGAUUCAAUUACUUAGAUUUAGUUCCAAGUAGAUUCAAAGCCUCAAGUCUAGGCUGUAUCACAAUCGUGUUAGUAACAAUUAUUUUCAUCUGGUGUUAAUCUAUCUCAUUAAUCAAAUCAAUAGUAAUUUUUACAUUCCGCUGAUCAAUUGCUAAAAGUGACUGAUUAAUAAGUGGAUAAUAACAAACAGGAGGGUCUUAAUUUUAUUCCAAGACCAUAGAUGAAGAAGAAAGGAACCAUAAUUUUGGGAGAGCUAAUUUAGAAGAAGGGAGCAAUCAUAAAAUCUAGUACUAAGAUAAUACUCCCAGAGGAAAGGGAUAAAAAUUAAAUAGUUAAAGUAUCUGGAGUAGGAGUGGAUAGUGAUUCUUAAAUGGAAUAAAAAAAAUAACUCAAAAAUUAACGGUCUUUGAAAUUGCAACACCUGCAGGAUUCUAGUUCUGCUUUGAAGAAGAGUCCAGAAUCCAUGAAUGAAAGAUUAGAAGAAUUGGAAAUAGCCAAAAAGAAGUUGAUUAUUACACCUGAAUAGAAGUUUGAUUAUUAGACNAGUAAAUUAAAAUUCGAUCAUUUUAGAUUAAAAGAAUGCCAACAGCACAUCAAGAGCACUUGAAACUGCAAUAUAAAUGAUGGAGACUGUGAAAACUAUGAAAUAUGGGGAUAAUUAGGAUGUGCAGUUAAAAAUAGGAAUUCAUUUUGGGAGAGUGAUAGCUGGAGUUAUUGGUGUUCACAAACCUUAGUUCUCGUUGAUAGGAGAUACAGUUAAUACAACAAGCAGAGUAUGUAGCACAGGUGAAGCUGGAUUUAUUACUUUAAGUGAGGCUGCAUAUUUGCAUGUGAAAGACAAUACUAAAUAUUAAUUUGAGAAGAAAUCAGUUGCUGCUAAAGGUAAAGGGAUGAUUGAAACAUAUAAAUUGAUUUUAUAAUAAAAAGAAUCAACACGAAUAUUGACUCCCAAAGUAUCGACAUCCGAAUAUCAGGAUAAGAAUUCAAUUUAAUCGAAAGAACCUAGGAAGAUAAUGAAUUUUAAAUCAUCCACAGACAAAAAGAAUAUCUUUAAAAGACCGUCAGUUCAACCUGCCUAAAUCGGAGCCUUGAAUCUCAAUGAUCAUGCCAAAUCCCCCAAAGUUGUCAUUAGAUAGCUACAUAGAGAAACCCAAUCUUCCAUAAUGCCAAAUAUGAUUUUGAAAAAAAAACCAUCAAUAGAAAACGAUUUAGAAAGCAAACGAUUAAAUUCCAUCAAAUCUAAAUCAUUUAAUUAAGUACCAUAAUUUUACUAAUUUUAAGAAUGAUGAUGUGAAAGAUAACAACCAUAAUAGUAAUGCAAAGACACCUGGAUUUCAAAAAAAUUGGAUUUAAAAACGGCAAAGUGCUGUUGAAGAAAAAUUACCGAAUUUUUUAGCAUAACCCAAUAAUCAAUAGGAUUCAAUUACUUAGAUUUAGUUCCAAGUAGAUUCAAAGCCUCAAGUCUAGGCUGUAUCACAAUCGUGUUAGUAACAAUUAUUUUCAUCUGGUGUUAAUCUAUCUCAUUAAUCAAAUCAAUAGUAAUUUUUACAUUCCGCUGAUCAAUUGCUAAAAGUGACUGAUUAAUAAGUGGAUAAUAACAAACAGGAGGGUCUUAAUUUUAUUCCAAGACCAUAGAUGAAGAAGAAAGGAACCAUAAUUUUGGGAGAGCUAAUUUAGAAGAAGGGAGCAAUCAUAAAAUCUAGUACUAAGAUAAUACUCCCAGAGGAAAGGGAUAAAAAUUAAAUAGUUAAAGUAUCUGGAGUAGGAGUGGAUAGUGAUUCUUAAAUGGAAUAAAAAAAAUAACUCAAAAAUUAACGGUCUUUGAAAUUGCAACACCUGCAGGAUUCUAGUUCUGCUUUGAAGAAGAGUCCAGAAUCCAUGAAUGAAAGAUUAGAAGAAUUGGAAAUAGCCAAAAAGAAGUUGAUUAUUACACCUGAAUAGAAGUUUGAUUAUUAGACCUUAGAGACAAUUAAGAAGUUCAAACUUGACUAUGAUGAAAAGUCUACUUUUGAAAUUGAUAAUAGUCAAUUCAAAACUAACGAUCAAUAGUUAUACCAUUCUAUUUAUGAGGAAUACAAAGAGUAAGAGAAAUUAUAGAUGAGGAAUAUUUUAGUAUUUCUAACAACCUUGAACUUGUUUAAGGGUUUAUUGUUGUUCAUCAUAAGCCAAUAAUUUAAUGAUACAUAGAUUCAACUAUUAGUUGUAUAAGUGUGUUAGUUUGGGAUGUGUCUAAUUUUGACAAUCAGUUACCAAAUGAUUUUGGAAAGAGUGAAUUUGGAAAUGCUAAAGAUUAUCAUUUGGAUCUACUUUUUGGGUUCUAGUAGUCUUUCUUUGUUAAUCAUAAAUUUCGAGAAAAAGGAAGAAUUUGAGGUAGUCCUACAAACAAUAUCAAUAAGUGUUUUGUACAUCAAUGUAUAUCUUUCAUAAAUCUUAAACUAUGAGGAUAGAUAGAGAUUUAUUGCUAUGUUCAUAAUAGUGAUAACAAUAAUGAUAGUGUAUGAGGCUUAUAUUUUGGAAUUAUUAAUCUAUUUGAUGGGAAUCUCUGGAUUAACGUUCUUUUGUUAGAUGCAAGAGAAGGACCUACUAUUUAAGAACUAUUUAAUAAGUCUACAGUUGUCAACUUAAAUAGCAAAGUAUGAAAACAUGCUCCAAUACCUGAUGCCUCCUCAUGCUUUGAGAAGAUUGUUGAAUCCUGAUUAAGAGAAUACAGACACCUUUAUGGAUGUAUUGGAGAACACGACAGUACUAUUUGCAGACAUCGCUGGUUUCACUAAAUAUUCGAGUUCUGUUGAACCAGAAACAGUGGUAGAUAUGCUUAGAAAUCUAUUCUCAAAUUUUGAUGAGUAUUGUCAGAAGGCUGAAAUCUACAAGUUGUUUACGAUAGGAGAUUGUUAUGUGUGUAUGGGAGUGCUGGAUUGUAAGAAGAGAGACCCUGCAGGAGAAGUAAGUUUUAUUUUAAGACUAGGCCUAAAAAGUAUUAGCAUUUGGUUUUAGUAUGAUUGAAAUCAUCAAUCAUUACAAGAAAGACCCUCAAUACUAGCAUCUAAAUAUGAGGAUCGGAGUCCAUACGGGUAGAGUCUUGGGAGGCGUCGUGGGAACAGAUGUAGUUAGAUACGAUAUUUAUGGGGAAGAUGUUACAAUAGCGAAUCUGAUGGAAUCAUCAGGACAAGUAAUAAAUCAUCUAAUUUUAGGAGGGGAAGAUUCUCGUUAGUGAAAUCACGAAGAAUUUAGUGGAAAGCGAAUAUGAAGGAUUCUAAUUCGAUUAUGCCAAAGAUGUUUAUCUUCCCUCUAAAAAUUUAACCAUUUCUACUUACUAUGUUUCACCUAGUGAUGUAGAGUACAGUUAAAAUGAUUGA
Molecule: messenger RNA, 9396 nt
Organism: Paramecium octaurelia
Lineage: Eukaryota; Ciliophora; Oligohymenophorea; Peniculida; Parameciidae
Source: the annotation of a GenBank genome assembly